GUAAAACCUCCGCGACGAGCGCGCUUUGGCGGAGGACUUGAUGCCGUCCUUGUGGAGACGCGGCUGUCCGACUCUCCGACUCUCCGACUGUCCGUGUCUGUUAAGACUCUGUAGCUCGUCUUUAACCGCGUGUCCGCUCUGUGGGCUGUGGACGCGCAGCCUCGCAGCGCCGGGGAAGCUCGAUCUUCUUGUUCCGGCUGAUUAAUCAGUGUAAUACACCGUCACACGGACUUAAAGGAGAAUCCCGCCGAUAUUUGAAAACGUAGGCAUAACGCAACGAUUAAGGUGUAAACAAAGUGGGUCAGAGCGGUUCGGUGUGAGGGGCACGGUUUUAGACAAACAUGCAGAGUCAGAAUUGUUCACAGUGGUGGUGAUAGGAACCAGACGUCUGAAGAGCGUCUGAAUGCUGCCUCACAGGAAGCUAUGACGCAGAAAUGAUAACAAACCUGCAGCCUGUCGCCCGAUGCGCUGUUUUAUGAUCGUUAUAUGACAACAUCAUAUAAAAUCCUCCUCUAGUCACAGAGGUACAGGCACAGUGCUGUGAGUCAAAAUAUUCCCCACAAAUAAGAAAACGUAUUUUUUCAGAUUUAUGACUAUUUUAUCAUCUUCAACGUUACAAAUAAACGCUCAGAAGACGUGUGUCGGUUCACUGGUCAUUUGGGAUAGUAAAUAAAGUGGCUAUAUCUGUGUUGUAGAUAUCACUGCCCCUGGUUCCCACCACCACCACUGUGAAGAAACCUGAGGUUGUAAGUGUUUCCGUGAAGAAUUUCACAUCAAACCGCUUUGGAUGACCUCAUUUACAGCUCCGUGAUGGAAUUAUACAAUGUCGUUAAUAACGAUGUCUCGCGUUCUUCUGAAUUUCCCGUUUCAUUUUGAUUGUUUUUACUAACCUAAUAACUUCACAGAGAGUCCACCAGCUAGAGAAGGCGAUGGCGUCCGGUUUCCUGAAAUUCUCGGUGCUGGUGCAGAAGUACCGGACCCCUCUCCUCCUCACUGGCUGCGGUGGCGUCUUUGCUGCCAACAUUUUCUACCACGUCUUUCCUGAAAACACUUACAGGAAACUGUACCAGGCCUGGAGCAAGGGAGAGCCGGCCGUGCUGUCAGACGCGCUGGAGGAUGUGUUUCAGCAGGUGCUGAAGGACUCGUCUGUGGGCGCCCCCGGCAAAUACAGCGCUUUCGCCGCCUACGGUUUCCAUCCUGUCGGGGCAGGGGUCCCGUGGCUCCCCUCGGGCGCACAGAUCGGCAUCCCCGCCAACUUCAACGGCACGGCGGACGACCCGUCGGGAAUCACUAACCGAACCAUCCUCAUCAACGGCAAGGAGGUGGAGUGGGACAGCGAGGUGGGCACGGCUCUGAAAGACGCCCUGCUGUUGUCCCGGGAUGCUCAGAAGUUCGCCGUGGCGCGCGAGGUGACUCGCCUGGACUGUGGAGGGCCACUGCUGCAGGCUGCUGUCGCUCCAGCCUGUCUGGCCGGGACCUGGAUCUACAGUGUGGCCCUCAAACAGAUCUUUGGUCUCCUCGCUGGUUCCCUCAUCUUCAGAGCUGGAGUUAAUGUGGUUGCUGUGAGUCUGGGAGCCGUGUCAUACUUUUUAUCCUCGGAUGCCGUCAGCCAGUGGCUGGAGUAUCGCUCGGACAAGCGGGCUGCCAGCCUGUCCCGCGAUUACGCUAAAGGUGGAGUGGAGUUCUAUGAGAAAAUCCUGUCUAGGAACAAAAUCCUGCGAGUUCUGAUGGGUCCUAAAGGGGAGGAGAUGUACGCGCCCAGCGGAAAUCUGUUCCCAGCCAAUCUGCUCAGUCUCAAACAUGCACCGUACACGUCAAGACGAGACGGAAUUCUGAAUUUGCUGAAGGAGGAGAAGGCAUGAAGGACGUGUUUGGAGGCGGCCUUAAAUGACUUACCUAAAGGACUGUGAUUUAGGUUCAUUUUGAGUGUUUGCAGCAUUUAAGCACUUCCAUUUGUCAGUUACCGUGGACAAUCCAAACCAAUUGACACCCAGCACUCUUAUAGACCACUGUAGUCGUGCGCCAUCCAGCGGUCUGUGUUAUGCCCAUAUUUGGAACUCCAGGCCUAAGCUUGAAUUUUCUAUGGCAAAUAGAAUGAAUGGGAUUUUUGACAUUUUAUGCCCUGUAAAUAAAAAUGUUCACCCCCUGAUA
Messenger RNA from Pygocentrus nattereri (red-bellied piranha), 2151 nucleotides. RefSeq names its product transmembrane protein 177 (gene tmem177). Bases 930 to 1862 code for a protein of 310 amino acids. The transcript has 2 exons. The record is from RefSeq and is a predicted model, not a curated record. Lineage: Eukaryota; Metazoa; Chordata; Actinopteri; Characiformes; Serrasalmidae.